Molecule: messenger RNA, 453 nt
Organism: Prunus armeniaca (apricot)
Lineage: Eukaryota; Viridiplantae; Streptophyta; Magnoliopsida; Rosales; Rosaceae
Source: the annotation of a GenBank genome assembly
AUGACCAAUACCACACCGAAUUUGCAGGAAUACCUCACCUUAGCUGCUAAUCAAGUGAAAGAGCUCGGAGAGACUCUGAACCAAUACCACACCAGCGUUGAUUUGGUUCCAAAUGCUGAGUCAGCUCUUUUGCGGUAUGAUCAGAGCAUUCAAUCCAGGGCAGAAGCAGUAGCAGCUGGCAAGAGUUAUGUUGAUAAUUUUGAGCAAGCUCAGAUGGACAUCGCUAGGCUGGAGCAAGAGCUAGAGACUGCCAGGGUCAGAAGAGAUGAAGUCCUCAUGAAGAUUAACGAAAAUCUGGAUAAGGCCAAGGCUGCAGACACCACUGUCCGAACCCUGAAAGAUCAACUUCCUGUCUACAGAACUUCUCUUCAUCGCCUACCACACUUGCUUAGGGUGGCUGCUAGCCAACAUGAAGGCUGUGUAGCUAUCCUAAGGGAUAUAGCUAGGUAUUAA